This is a messenger RNA of Cordyceps militaris CM01, 792 nucleotides long. RefSeq names its product Protein kinase-like domain. The transcript has a single exon. The coding region runs from base 1 to 792 and encodes 263 amino acids. Lineage: Eukaryota; Fungi; Ascomycota; Sordariomycetes; Hypocreales; Cordycipitaceae. Gene Ontology annotation, cellular component: nucleus; EKC/KEOPS complex; cytosol. The record is from RefSeq and is a predicted model, not a curated record. Gene Ontology annotation, molecular function: protein serine/threonine kinase activity; ATP binding. Gene Ontology annotation, biological process: protein phosphorylation.
AUGGCCGCCGCCGCGGAUCCCCCACCCCCCACCGCAGACAGCUUCCCCCUCCCUCCCAUCCUACAACAGCCUUCCUCGACGUGCCCCGAGCUCAUCACUCAAGGCGCUGAGGGCCGCCUCUACAAGACGACGUACCUGCUACCGUCGAUACCCUGUGCACUCAAGUACCGCCCGCCCAAGCCGUGGCGCCACCCCACGCUCGACGCGCGUCUGACCAAGCACCGCAUCCUCUCCGAGGCGCGCAUUCUCGCCAAGUGCCGCCGCGAUGGCCUCCGCGUUCCCGCCAUCUACGCCAUAGACGAAGCUCGGGGCUGGCUAAUGCUUGAGUGGAUCCCCGGCCCGCCGGUGCGCGCCGCCAUCAACGCCCGCCUCGGCGUCCGCACGGACAGCAUCGAGCAGGACGAGCUGCUCAAGGGGCUGAUGCGCCGCAUCGGCGCCGCGGUGGGCAAACUGCACAAGAUGGGCAUCGUACACGGCGACUUAACGACGAGCAACUUGAUGCUGGACCCGACGGGCAGCAGCAGUGGUGCGCAUGGCGAUGCCCUGGAGGACUUGCAGGGUGAGGUGGUGAUUAUCGACCUCGGGCUGGCGAGCGGCGCGGUGCAGGAGGAGGACCGGGCAGUCGACCUGUAUGUGCUGGAAAGGGCGUUUGGGAGUACGCAUCCUCGAGCCGAGUGUGUGUUUCCGGAGCUGCUUGAGGCGUACCGGGAGACACACAAGCAGGCGCCAGGAGUCUUGAAGAAGCUCGAGGAGGUGCGCAUGCGUGGCCGGAAGCGAAGCAUGCUAGGUUGA